Molecule: messenger RNA, 687 nt
Organism: Lindgomyces ingoldianus
Lineage: Eukaryota; Fungi; Ascomycota; Dothideomycetes; Pleosporales; Lindgomycetaceae
Product: ankyrin
Exons: 1
Molecular function (GO): protein binding
Source: RefSeq, a predicted model, not a curated record
AUGACCAUUUGGAAGUGUACAACAUCCACGGAGAAAGAAAUCGAGGGCAAGUGGAAGGAGCUUCUUGAGAUCCUCGUUUGCGGUUUUCUCGAAGACGAUGCCUCGUCCUAUGACUGGGCCAACACAAUUCUCUGCUCUGCAGCCCGGCAGGGUUGCUUGCCUGUGAUCAAAAUACUAUUCGAGAAAGCUAGCGGAGAACCCGAACUAGCCAAGGCGCUACUGGCAGAAACUCAGAAAGACAGUGUAUACCAAUCUGUCGGGGAGGCAGCAUUCUGGGGCCAAGCAGAUGUCAUCCAAUAUCUGCUCACACAAGAUUAUGUCGACAUCAGCCCCCAUCUACAUCACCGCACCGACUCCAAGAACUCAUCCAUCGACCCUUCGGGUAAAAACGUCCUACACUGUGCGGCCAACUCUAGAAAUCCGGACAUCUUCCGUAUUCUUGUUGAGAAGUUCCCAAGCGGCGUUAAUGAACAGACAGAGAGCGGGGACACACCAUUACAUAUACUAGUCUUCGCGCGUCCCACGAGCGUUGAAGCUGUACGAGUCUUAGUAGAAAUUGGCGGGGCGGAUGUGAACCUCUCCCCGGGUGGAGAAUGGUAUUCACCCUUGCGGACUGCCAUACGCGCUAGGAAUGUGCAGGUGUGUCGACUGCUUGCAUCAUGUGGAGCCCACGUUGAUGAUGCCAUC